CUAAAAGUAAAAUCAAAAUUCUCAUAUUUCCACACCCAUAUUCCUAGCGCCACUCCUCUUCAACGGACCGAAUACGAGACCUCCGGUCAUCUGGAAAUUCAAUCAUCCAGAUCGGCGAUUCCUCCACCCCUUCGAUUCCGAUCGCAAUGCAACAGUGAUGGUUGCGCCCUACCUCGCAAAUGAAUCUCCGCCCCAAACUCCGAUCGCCUCCCGCCGUCUCUCCGCCGAGCAGCACUAAACCGACUCCGAUGAAAAUGCCCCGCAAAUCUCUCCUACGCCCGACGCUCGUCCUCGCCUCUUUCCUAUCCCUUCUCGCCUUCUACUCCUUCGUCCUCCACACUCCCCCCAACAACAGAUCCGCUACCUCAAUCGAUGCAGCCCUCGGCAAUCGCAACGCUCUUUCUCUCCAUCGCGCUGACCAAGUGAAGAUAUAUAUGUACGAUUUGCCGAGGAGGUUCACGUACGGAGUGAUCGAGAGCUACGCAGCGGCGCGCGGCGGGGAGCCUGUCGCCGACGAUGCGCUGCUCAAGUACCCUGGGAAUCAGCACUCCGCCGAGUGGUACCUGUUUUCCGACAUGAAUCGUCCGAGUGAGGAGCGGAUUGACUCGGCUGUGACUCGCGUGAUGGACCCCGAGGAAGCUGACCUCUUCUACGUCCCCUUCUUCUCUUCAUUGAGUCUCGUCGCCAAUCCAGUCCGAUCCGCCGCUGCGAACGCCACUUCUGAUAAGACUGCCUAUAGUGACGAGCAAACUCAGGAGUCUUUGAUGGAUUGGUUGGAGGAACAAAACUACUGGAAAAGAAAUAAUGGGUGGGAUCAUGUAUUCAUAUGUCAGGAUCCCAAUGCUCUGUAUAAGGUCAUUGAUAGAGUGAAAAAUGGGGUGCUAUUAGUUUCAGAUUUUGGGAGGUUGGCUCGCAAUCAAGCAUCUCUGGUUAAGGACGUGAUUCUGCCAUAUUCACAUAGGAUUAAUACAUUUAAAGGGGAUGUUGGACUGGACAACCGCAAGUCUCUAUUAUUCUUUAUGGGGAAUCGAUACCGAAAAGAGGGUGGUAAGAUUCGAGAUUUGCUUUUCCAACUGCUUGAGAAUGAAGAGGGAGUUAUAAUCAAACAUGGAGCACAGUCUAGGGAGAGUCGCCGUGCAGCAACACAAGGAAUGCAUACAUCAAAGUUUUGUUUGCAUCCAGCUGGUGAUACUCCAUCAGCUUGCCGACUAUUUGAUGCCAUUGUGAGUUUAUGUGUUCCUGUCAUUGUCAGUGAUUACAUUGAGCUGCCUUUUGAAGAUAUCAUAGACUAUAGAAAGAUCGCCAUUUUCGUUGAUUCCACCUCCGCGACUAAACCUGGACACUUAGUGAAGUUGCUGAGAAAACUCAGCCCGGAAAAGAUUCUGAAGUUCCAAAAGGAAUUGCUAAAGGUGAAGAGGUACUUCGAGUAUGAAGAUCCAAAUGGGACAGUCAAAGAGAUCUGGCGGCAGGUCUCUCAAAAGCUGCCUCUCAUAAAACUUAUGAGUAACCGCGACCAACGGAUUGUGCUGCAUGACCUGGCAGAGCCAGACUGUUCGUGUAUCUGCUCAAACCAAACAGGCGUAAGCGCAACGCUGUGAUACACCAUGGAGUUCAUUUGCAGUCUAGAAAUCGAACUUGGUGUCAAAUGAUGUGCAACAUUUUGAUACAAAUGCCAUGUUACGUGGGGUGGAGCAGGGAGGAAAGGAGUUGCUAAUGCUACGGGUUCAGUUAGGUCUGUAGUCAUUCGGCAUUCAUUUAUUCUUGGUGAGCAACCUAGAUUCGAGUAUUUUAAUAAGGAAGAGGUUGUUGUCCUUGAUAUUGUGAUAUAGCUAGAAUUGAGGAAUUGAUAAGUUUGUAAAUUACAACACAGAAAACCAUAGCUACCCAUGUACCAAAAGCCUCUUUCGAUUUAAUGAAUUUUAUCAGCAGCUGUUA
Messenger RNA from Salvia hispanica, 1935 nucleotides. Its product is annotated as putative arabinosyltransferase ARAD1. The record is from RefSeq and is a predicted model, not a curated record. Gene Ontology annotation, molecular function: glycosyltransferase activity. Lineage: Eukaryota; Viridiplantae; Streptophyta; Magnoliopsida; Lamiales; Lamiaceae.